Messenger RNA from Capsicum annuum, 1641 nucleotides. Its product is annotated as mitochondrial import inner membrane translocase subunit TIM10. The record is from RefSeq and is a predicted model, not a curated record. Gene Ontology annotation, cellular component: mitochondrial inner membrane. NCBI's taxonomy places the organism in Eukaryota, Viridiplantae, Streptophyta, Magnoliopsida, Solanales, Solanaceae. Gene Ontology annotation, biological process: protein insertion into mitochondrial inner membrane. The transcript is spliced from 5 exons. The coding region runs from base 379 to 642 and encodes 87 amino acids.
GUCAUUACUUACCCUAGGGAGAAAGGGAUUCACAUAUCACAUUUCAUAUUUUCAUUUCUGAUUUCACUCCGCCUCUCACUCUCUCACUCUCUCACUCUGCCUUUCUCUCAAAGUCCGAUAAUAUCAAUAGACCCAAAGACAAUUUGGUGAAUUUCAUUUCUGAUUUCACAAGGCAGUCACUACGCCUCUCACUCUCUCACUCUCUCUGUCUCUCAAACCAAUAAUAUCAGUAGAUCCAAAGACGGUCAAAGACGAUUUGCUGAAAACUGAAGAGAUUCAAGGUUCAAGCUUAACAUUUGCUGAAAACUCAAGAGAUUAGAGGCGUCCAAAGACGAUUUGCUGCUCGGCUGUUGUUGUUGUGCUCACAGCUUUGUAGAGAUGGCUGCUAAUAACUUUCCAACAGAAGUUGACACGGAGAAGAUUUUUGGCAUGGCCGAGAAGGAGAUGGAGUAUAGAGUUGAAUUUUUUAACAAGCUAACCCAUACAUGCUUCAACAAGUGUGUCUCGACAAAGUACAGAGAAGGUGAGCUAUAUAUGGGUGAAAAUACCUGCAUUGAUCGUUGUGUCUCAAAAUAUCAGCAGGGUAGAGCCGUGAAAGGUCGCUGGAUGGGGUCACCAGAGGUUGGGGAAGAGACAGGGUAGAUAGGCUGUGAAGAGUACAACAACAACUACAACAUCAACAACUCCUCAGUCCAAACAAGUUUGGGUUGGUUAUAAAAAUCCUCAUUUCUUCAUUUGAGCUCAUAUCAUGUCAUCAUCAUAAUAUAUAGUUGUGAAGAGUACUUUAGCUAAUAUACAAACGGAUUUAGGAAAAAUCCUUUUUAUAAAGUUUGAGGGGCUUGUAAUACUCGUGCUAGUUUAAGAUAAAUAUUUAACAGUCAUUUUAGUCCAUAAAAGAUGAUUAAAACUUAGAGAGUAUGUAUUGCAAUGCAGAGAACUAUGUCUCAGAGAGCUUAUAAGUAAAAGUAUUUGGACCCUAGUUUGUGGGUAGAAGAUUUUACUUGUUUUAAAAAAAAUUAAUAAUAAUUUCCUUUUUCUGUCAAAUGGACUAAAUCAGUAAAUAUGAAUCAUGACCAACCAGCCCAAAGUUAACUUGGGUCUAAAUGGGCUAAACAAUGAGUCAUAACACAACACAUAUAACUUGACCUUUUGUUCAUUCUCUUUUGAGGCAUUAAUUGAGAUUCUCAACCAGCUCUCUACUGGUUGUGUCAGUUAAUCUACAAGGCAGAUUCAGUUAUUUCAUUACUACUCCGUAGAUGAUUUGUUUAACCUGUGUAAUUUCUUCAGCAGUUAUUUGAUUGUCCUGUAACUUACUGGCAAAUUAACUUAUAUGCAAUUAAAAUUGCAAACACAUUCAGCGUUCACCAAUCCGCUCUGACCCACUACUUCUCUUAGUAAUCUAAUGAUAUAAUUAUCAUAAAUGAUAUUUACAAAAUAAAAAAGCUUGAUAACAACAACAACAACAUACCCAGUGUAUUCCAACAAAGUGGGGUUUUGAGAGGUAAAGUGUACGCAAUUCAUACCACUAUCUCAGAUGAAGUAGAAAGGCUGUUUCCGAUAGACCCCAACUUAGGAAUAUUGUCUUAAAAUUAAUUUGGCCAAAGUUCCAUGACAAUCCUCAACACAAAUAUUGUGCCAACG